UUUUUAGCUAUAGCUAUAGGUAUAGUUGAUACAUGUUUGAGUUCGUGAGCUUGUGAGUGGAAAAUUUUACUCUAGUAAAGAACAGUGAAGAAGUUCAUCAGUAGAAACGGUUUAGUUGAAUACUAUCUAUUGUGUUUGCUAUUUUUUUAUUUUAUUUGGACUUUAUUAUUAAUAUAAUUUCUAAAAGGCUACGGCCUUGUCAUGCUAUCUUAUGUCAAGUAUAACUAGAACUAGAAGCUUUGAACCACAAUCGGAGGAGUGUGAAAAUUCCGUGGAUAGAAAGAGAAAUUCAUCUUUCAGUGAUAAUAAUACAUGUAAAAGACUAAAAACAGAAGAAAUGAAUGAAACUACGCCCAGAAGGGCCAAUUUUUCAGCUUUACAACCAAAUUCUAAUGGAAUUAAUCGGAUGCAACCAUUCUUGACUUCUCAAAAAACGGCUCCAUCAACAAAGAAGUUGGUUAUUAAAAAUUUUAAAGAAAAGCCGAAAUUGCCUGAGAACUAUCAAGAAGUAACAUGGGAAAAACUAAAGGAAGCUGUAAUAGCAAUUCAAACUUCAAGAUCAAUUGCCUACAGCUUAGAAGAAUUGUAUCAGGGUGUAGAGAAUAUGUGCAACCAUAACAUGGCAUCUACUCUCUACACAAAUCUAAAAGCUUUAACCGAACAACACGUGAAGGAUAAGAUAGAAGGCUUUAUCAGCGAGACACCAGACCGGUUGAUCUUCUUGAAGCAGAUGAACGACUACUGGCUGGCCCAUUGUCGGCAAAUGAUCAUGAUCCGCAGCAUUUUCCUGUAUCUUGAUCGCACCUAUGUGCUGCAGAAACCCACGCUGCAUUCAAUCUGGGACAUGGGACUGGACAUGUUUCGGUCGCAUAUUGUUAUGAAUAAUUUGGUGCAGACUCGCACCGUAGAUGGACUUUUAAUACUGAUUGAAAACGAGCGCAUGGGCGAAACGGUGGACCGCACUCUGCUGAAGUCGUUGCUGCGCAUGUUGUCUGAUCUGCAGAUCUACCAGGAUGCGUUCGAAACCAAGUUUCUGGCGGCCACUGAGCGCAUGUACGGCGCGGAAGCGCAGCGUCUCAUGCAGGAAGAAGACAUCCCUCAGUACCUACAUCAUGUUGACAAGAGGCUCAACGAGGAGAAGGAGCGCUUGCUGCAUUACCUCGACUCCAGCACAAAAUGGCCGUUGAUUCAUACAGUGGAGAAGAAACUGCUAACAGAGCAGAUGGUCAAUAUUCUUCAGAAAGGACUGGAUGCUUUGCUUGAACAAAAUCGUGUUGAAGACUUGACUCUUUUAUACGCACUCUUCACUCGCACCAAGAAGGGCCUCACUGAGCUUUGUGUCAGCUUCAAUGCUUAUAUCAAGAAAAAAGGGAGAACAUUGGUGAUUGAUCCGGAAAAGGAUAAGUCAAUGGUGCAAGAUGUACUUGAUUUCAAAGAAAAAUUGGAUCACAUAGUACAGACAUGCUUCCAGAAGAAUGAAAAAUUCAAUGUCAGUCUCAAAGAGGCUUUCGAAAAUUUCAUUAAUCAGAGGGCCAAUAAACCAGCUGAAAUGAUCGCCAAGUUUGUUGACAACAAAUUGAGAGCGGGCAACAAGGAAGCAACAGAAGAAGAAUUGGAAAGACUGCUGGACAAAAUUAUGGUCCUAUUCAGGUUUAUUCAUGGCAAGGAUGUUUUCGAAGCAUUUUACAAGAAGGAUCUGGCGAAACGACUUAUUGUUGGCAAAUCGGCCUCAGUGGAUGCUGAAAAGAGUAUGCUGUCCAAGUUGAAACAAGAAUGCGGAGGAGGUUUCACGUCCAAGCUGGAAGGAAUGUUCAAGGAUAUGGAGCUUAGCAAAGAUAUCAAUAUUGCUUUCAAGCAGUACAUGGCUAAUGCAAGAACGCAAAAUAUUUCCUGUGAUAUAUCAGUAAUAGACCUAACAGUGAGCAUUUUAACAAUGGGCUAUUGGCCGACCUACCCGGUGAUGGAGGUGACGCUGCCUGUCGAGAUGGUGCAACACCAGGACCACUUCAACAAGUUCUAUCUGGGAAAGUACAACGGUCGCAAGCUGCAGUGGCAGCCCACGCUUGGCCACUGUGUUCUCAAAGCUUUCUUCACUCAGGGUAAUAAAGAAUUGCAAGUAUCGUUGUUUCAAGCCCUUUGUUUACUAAUAUUCAAUGAGGUUGAUGAAGUAACCUUCGAAGAUGUAAAGAGCUCUACAAAUAUUGAAGAUUCAGAAUUGAGAAGAACCCUUCAAUCACUGGCAUGUGGAAAAGCGCGUGUUUUGACGAAAACACCGAAAGGAAGAGAAGUUGAGAAUGGUGAUAAAUUCUCGUUCAAUGCAGAUUUCACUAAUAAACUAUUCCGAAUCAAAAUAAAUCAAAUUCAGAUGAAAGAGACGACGGAAGAGCAAAAGGCGACGGAAGAAUGUGUAUUCCAGGACCGACAGUACAAAAUUGAUGCAGCUAUUGUCAGAAUAAUGAAGAUGCGAAAAUCUCUAGGCCACAAUAUACUCAUUACUGAACUCUACGGCCAGCUCAAGUUCCCAGUCAAACCUGCCGAUCUGAAGAAGCGGAUAGAAUCGUUAAUAGACAGAGACUACAUGGAGAGGGAUAAGGACAAUCCCAACCAGUACAACUACAUGGCGUAGAUUGCCAGCUCCCCCCCCCCCACUUCUACCCAAUCGCCAGCAUCUGCUUCUACAUCCCUCCUCACCCCUCUCACUUCAAGCAGUGACAAGAGAAGGAGGAAGAUCAGUCGACAGCCGUCAUUACGAAAAUCUGAUUGAUUAUGCUUUGAAGCAGUGCAUGAGUUUGUAUAAAAUUGAGAGACGAUAAAAAAUACUAGAUGGCAUAAUGCAGUUAUUUGUUGUCGUUUAUUUUUAAGCAUUAUGCUUUGUAAAAACGUGUAAGAUUUAGAUUGUACUUUUCUACUUAUAGAUUCACAGUUGUGAAAAGAUUGAAGACUAUUGGUCUGGCCAAACUUGUUUGGUGCUUCAUGACCACAAGUGAGAGAUCAUUAAACUAUAUUUUUAACUGUGCAAGAUUGAAAACUACAUUUUUAUCCUAAAAUCUAAUCGAGGUUGGCAAUUUUGAACGAUUACUUAACCUCUUUCUAUUUCGUAAUUUUCCAUCUAACCUAUGCAGUUUGUUAACUACUAAGUUUCUUGUAAUCUUUACCGUAUUCUCAUUACUUCGAAAAAAUGUAUCAUUUUGCAAGAGUAUUACAGCUUCUUUAUCUUCACUAGUCAUUACUCAAAGGCUGUUUUCAUGGUUGAACGAAACAUUUUCAUUUUUCUCUGGAGAUAAGUUUGUAAUUUGGUUUUAAUAAAGAUAAGUGACAUUU
Molecule: messenger RNA, 3321 nt
Organism: Nilaparvata lugens (brown planthopper)
Lineage: Eukaryota; Metazoa; Arthropoda; Insecta; Hemiptera; Delphacidae
Gene: Cul4
Product: cullin-4A
Exons: 12
Coding region: 212-2626 (804 amino acids)
Biological process (GO): ubiquitin-dependent protein catabolic process; protein ubiquitination; DNA damage response
Cellular component (GO): Cul4-RING E3 ubiquitin ligase complex
Molecular function (GO): ubiquitin protein ligase binding
Source: RefSeq, a predicted model, not a curated record